AUGCGCAAUCUAAGAGAACUUUACAAGUUGGAAAGCAGCCAGUGUCGCGUUUUCGAGACGGUGCGACAGUUUAUUGCAAGUGCAAAAAUAAGUGCAGUGAGAAGUGAAGUAAUCGGUGUACGCAUAGAACGCCUGGACGAUGCGUUCAAGCAGUUUCAGCUAGUGCGUGCGGAAAUCGAGCUGCAGACCGACCAGGUGACCGGUGUGGAGGAUCCUGAGCAGGAGCUGACGCUGAUUACCGCACGAGCCGAGGAAAAUGACAGCCUUUCGAUGCAGAAAGAAGAUGAUUAUUGUACCAUGAAGGGUGAGCUGUUAUACCUCCAAUCAUUAGCGUAUCGAUCUGAAAACGGUUGCCAAGCGCCCAACACCAGUUCCCAGGAGUCGAUCGGGUCAUCAUCAAGUUUGGCACGCGUUAAACUGCCCGAGAUAUCUCUGCCAAGCUUUGAUGGGCAGAUCAAGCUUUGGAUAACGUUCCGAGAUUCUUUCAACAGUCUCAUCCAUUCUAACAACCAUCUGACGGCGAUUGACAAGUUCUCGUACCUACGUUCCGCGCUGAGAGGAGAAGCGCUUCAGGAGGUGAGCUCAAUCGAGAUUACGGCAGCCAAUUACGAAGUGGCAUGGGCUGCUUUAACAAAUCGAUAUGAGAAUCCAAAGCUCAUAGUCAAAACAAAUUUAGAUGCGCUUUUUAAUGCGGAGAUGAUGCGCAAAGAGAGCUACGAUGAGUUGAGCAAACUAAUUGGUGACUUUGAGAAAAAUAUCCAGAUGUUGACAAAAGUUGGCGAAUCUUCCGACGGUUGGAGCACUUUGCUGGUGCACAUGAUCUGUGCACGAUUGGAUUUGUCGACGUUGCGCCAUUGGGAAACCCACCAUAAUUCACGAGAGGUGCCAAAUUUCAAGCAAUUGAUGCGUUUUCUGAGAGAUCACUGUACUGUUUUGCAAACAUUAGCGCAUCAAUCUACUGCAGCGGACUGCCAUUCUAAUCGGUCAAGUUUUGGAGUGAGCCAUCCCAGUAUUCAAUUCUUCUCAAGAUGUCCAUUCUGCGGUGAAGAUUUUCAUUCUGCUUUCCGAUGCAUGAAGUUUUUGAAAUGUACAGUCGAAGAACGCGGUGAUUUAGUGAAGAGGGCUCGACUGUGCCUGAACUGUCUGUCUCCCGGUCACAUGGCUCGUGUCUGCAGCAGAGGCUCGUGUCGUCACUGCGGAUUGCGCCAUCAUUCGUUGCUGCACACAGAUUCUCAAUCCUCCGUCUCGCAAAUCCAUACAAAUUCCACGCCGCCAGUACGUCAAGCUCCGCAAUCCCCACCACCAUCUCCGCCAUCCCAACCGAUCCCUUCUACUAGCCCACUUUCCAGACCACAAACCUCCUCAUCGUUCACAGUUAUACAAAUGCCAGACUACUCUACAGACUUCUCUGGCGACAACCAACACACAAUUGGACAUCCCACACAAGUACACACACCACCACACCAAGUACUUCUGUCAACGGUCGUUGUUCGCAUCCUGGACCAGUCAGGAAACUUCCGGCAAGCCAGAGCCUUGUUAGAUUCUGGCUCACAGUUAAACUUCAUCACCACGACAUUCUGCCAAAGUUUGAAGCUCCAGAGUUCCUCCGAUAAUCUUACCGUCCAAGGAAUCGGUGGGUCAACCGUCUCGGAACAGCAGGUGACGGCAUCCGUUUUUCCCCGUUGCUCGAAAAUAUCUUCGUUUGGCUCUUCGAUGACUUUUAACGUGCUUCCUGAGAUAACAACUUCCCAACCAGCCAGCCGUGUUCCGUGCAGUAUGCCAGAGAAUUUAGUACUUGCUGAUCCCAACUUCCACGAGCCAGGACAAAUCGACAUCAUCAUUGGUGCUCAAGCCUUCUACGAUCUGCUUUCCGAUGGUCGAUUCAAAGUGUCUGAUCAUGGUCCCAGCCUACAGAAUUCGGUUUUCGGUUGGAUCGUGUCAGGUACUGUUCCAAAACAGAAAACGUCCAGGGUUUUUCAAAAAAGAUUCCAGUUCAAGUCCAAAUCAUCCAGCCAAAUGUCAAACCCUCGUUUAACUAACGGUGCAAUCAGUGUCGGCGGCCGGUUGCAAAAUGCACCAAUUUCGAUGAUCCACUCCCAAAACAACAAGUUUACCAAAGGCAGUCAGUAA
Messenger RNA from Uranotaenia lowii, 2130 nucleotides. RefSeq lists its product as uncharacterized. NCBI's taxonomy places the organism in Eukaryota, Metazoa, Arthropoda, Insecta, Diptera, Culicidae. Gene Ontology annotation, molecular function: nucleic acid binding; zinc ion binding. Bases 1 to 2130 code for a protein of 709 amino acids. The transcript has a single exon. The record is from RefSeq and is a predicted model, not a curated record.